This is a messenger RNA of Morone saxatilis (striped sea-bass), 1000 nucleotides long. RefSeq names its product G protein-coupled receptor 84 (gene gpr84). The annotation marks the transcript as partial. The transcript has a single exon. The record is from RefSeq and is a predicted model, not a curated record. Lineage: Eukaryota; Metazoa; Chordata; Actinopteri; Moronidae. Gene Ontology annotation, molecular function: urotensin II receptor activity. Gene Ontology annotation, biological process: neuropeptide signaling pathway. Gene Ontology annotation, cellular component: membrane.
GCCAGCUUCGGCCCACUAUGGCGUGUUUAUGUGUUCGUGCCAAACGUGUGCACGUGCAGCUUCCAUCGUACCAGGGGCCGUCCCUACACCACCAUCCUGCUCUUUUUCUACUUUUUUGUCGGUCUGGGGUGUGUGGGUGCUUUCUACCUCCUCAUUUACAGACGUGUCAAGAUUGCCUCGCAAGCUCUGCUUCGCUACAGGUUCAGCCGCCGGUCCUCCAGAAAGAAACCAGCUUCUUCCACACAAGGGACUGAUGACAGUGGUGUGGAGAGUGGUAUGGCCAACACAUGUAGCUGUGAGAUAAGCAGCCAGGCGGAUCUAGCCCAAAAUAAGGAUGAAAUCGCCUGUGAAAAGAACUCUGCCAAGGCUUCAAAUUCCUCAGCAGCCAGCAAGUCUUCCCCUGAUAUCAUCCCUACAUCACCUUUACCUACACCUGCUCCCACCACUGCAGCGUCCACCGCCCACUCAGCAACUUCAGGAGACGACGGUGAAUUUAAGCGUGUGACACGAAUGUGCUUUACUGUUUUUCUGUGCUUCGUGUUCUGCUUUGUCCCCUUCCUGUUGCUCAACAUAGCCGACAAACAUAACCGCGCCCCGCAGGUACUGCACAUGUUCUGUGCGAACCUCACCUGGCUCAACAGCUGUAUCAACCCCAUGCUCUAUGCUGUUAUGAACCGGCAGUUUCGACAGGCCUACCAUGUUCUGCUCACCAGGGCUGUUACGCCAUUCACCUGCCUCUGGACCUGGUGCUCAACUCCGAGAUCCUGAAGCUUAAACUUGUCGGAUGUUUCUCCUGAUAUAAGCUCAGUAUAUUAUUCUCAUGAAAUACAAGAUAUGAAAACAGAUGGAAAAGAAGGGAAGGAGUAGCUCUCAUUAAGUGAACUAAAGCACAGGUUGAAUUUGACCAUUUCACUCAUGUUGCAUUACCAACAUUUCAGACUUUUCCAUUCAGUUUACAACAUCUAUGUUUCACGCUGUUGUGCUCAUUCCUAUGUUUGUA